AUGCUCGACGAUGCACAAGACUUGGAAGACUUUCUGCCACGAGGAACCCUUGGAGACAGUGCAGAGAGGUAUUUACAGGCUCAUGGCUACAAGGUGUCUGCAGUUUGGAGCAUCAUCCAUGCCUUCAAGGAUGCAUUUGGUCCUGAUGACUUCAUGGCCUAUGUGUGUCCCAAAGGAAUGCCUGUGUUGGAGGCGGCAUAUAUCUAUGAGCUGAUCUCAGCACUCGAUCCUACCAAGCCACAUCUCAAGGCAUCUGAGAUCGCACCCAAACUGUCCAAGGAAUGGAAGUUCAUGUUGAAGGAAGAUAAGGAAAACAUGACCAAGGACUACAUGGAUGACUUGAAAGAAUAUAGGGCCAACAAAAGUUUGGCUGUGCACAAUGUUGCCAUCAAUUCCUUUCAUGAUGUCUGCAGUACACUUGAUUCGAUUUCAGUUCAGCUUUCAGAGCUUACUCCACAGACUGAGGACAAGCUAGCUGACCAUUUUGUUAUGUUGACUAAACUCAUGCCUCACAAAUUUGCUACAUGUCUCAAAGCUUGUGUGAUUUCUGGUGUCACAGGUCUUGUCUCAAACUAUAAGGAAUCAUAUCUUACACUGAAGAGAGAGCUCACAUCGCUCAUUCUUGGUAAAUUGAAUCAAGCAGCGCAAGUUCCCAUUCCUAAGAUGUUCUACAAUAAUUUCAACACAUAA
Suillus discolor is the source of this 690-nucleotide messenger RNA. RefSeq lists its product as uncharacterized. NCBI's taxonomy places the organism in Eukaryota, Fungi, Basidiomycota, Agaricomycetes, Boletales, Suillaceae. The record is from RefSeq and is a predicted model, not a curated record. The coding region runs from base 1 to 690 and encodes 229 amino acids. The transcript has 6 exons.